AUGAGACGUAAGUUUUUUUUAUUUUUUAUUGAAAACCUCUAUAUUGCAAACAAAAAGCUUUUUUUUUUGAUUUUUUUAGCAAAAAACUUUAAUAUUUUUUCAACUUUGUCAUAAUUUUGAUCUUUAGUGUUAUACCUUGCCUGUUGGAGUGGACUUCUUUUCGCACAAAGAAGCUUAUUGGCCAUGGGGAUCGGCAGCAAAGAGAUUGAGCGGCUAAAAAAUCCAUUGGAGAGCCUCUGGAAACGAUCUGUAAAUAGGUGGGUUUACUGUAACAGGGUCAAAAUUACAGUGUUCAUAGCAAAAAAAAUUUAUUUUUUUUUUAUUUUUAGAAAUGAAAAAAAAUAUAAAAAUGAUUUUUUUUUUAUUUUUUCGUAUUUUAGAAACCCUGAAUUCCACACAAGGACCAAUCACAACCGACACCGCGGGAAACGCCAUCACAGAGACGAACGCAUUCUUUACAUCAUAAAGAAGAAGCCCUUGGGACGGAAGCGCCGGUCCAUCUCGGAUGCGGUCAUUGAAACUGGUGAGUUUACAGCUAACAAGGGAAGUACCACAAGUGCGACUCUCAGAUUUUCUUUAAAUUUUGCACACACGUCGGGAAUGGACCAAAUAUCAAUUCCUGAAAGUUUUAGCUCGCGCUUUGCAGGCGCCGCCGAGAUAUCGGACCAUUUUUGCCGCCGAGAGAGCACGCUCAACGUGGAGAGCGGUCCGAGAGAAAAGCGCUUUUUGACCAUAAAUUUGGCAGUUUCGUGCGGAAAAAAAUCGAUUUUUUGUAGAAACAUUACCCUCUAUGGUAGAAAUAGGCAUAAAACUUUUCGUGCCGAAAUUCGGCAAAAAGUGUAAAAUUUUCGCCAACUUUCGAACUAAAAAUAUCGGUUGUCUCUGCAAAGCGCGAGCUAGAAUACUCGCAUAUAUUAAAAAAAAUACUCUAAAUUUGUACCAAGUUUCAUGAGAAGUCUAAACGGUUCAGGAAAUGCGCUGAAUUGACGUUUAAAAAUGUAAUAUAAAGAAGGCGUGUAACACCCUCAAAAGGGCAGAUAAGCCUUUUAAAAUGGCGAAUAAAAAGAUUACUGUACAUACAUUUUUUUUUGAAAUACAUUUUUGUAAUUUCUUGAGCCAUUUUGAGAUGAAAUUUUUCAGCGCAACCCUUUGAUUAUGACCCAGCGAGGGAAAAAAAUUUGAUCAAGAAUUUUUUUCAGUCUGUCGGGAAAAUAAUAAACGCCAUGUCACCUAGCGUCGCUGAAGUGAAAAGCAAUUUGACUUUGCCGCAUCACAAUUCAUUUCCUCGGCGUCGAUGCGAUUUUUUGUGCUACAGAGGGCUCAUUAUUUUCCCGACAGACUGAUAAAGUAUAUAGGGUACUAAAUUCUGACAGGGGAAGUACUCCAAGUGCGACGCCCAGAUUUUGAUGAAACUUGGCACAAAUUUAGAACAUUUUUUUCUAAGGCAUAUGCGAAAAUCCCAACUCGCGCUUUGCAAGAAACAACCGAGAUUUUUAGAUCAAAAGUCGGCCAAAAAUUAGGACUUUCUGCCGAAUUUCGGCACGAAAACUUUCAUGCCUAUUUCUACCGUAAAGGAUAAUGUUUCUACAAAAAAUCAAAAUUUUCCGCACGAAACUGCCAAAGUUAUGGCCAAAAAAGGUGUUUUCUCUCUGACCGCUCUCCACGUUGAGCGUGCUCUCUCGGCGGCAAAAAUCGUUCGAUAUCUCGGCGGCGCCCGCAAAGUGCGAGCUAAAACUUUCAGGAAUGAUAUUUAGUCCAUCCCCGAAGUGUGUGCAAAAUUUAAAGAAAAUCGGAGCGUCCCACUUGGAGUACUUCCCCUGUAAAAAAAAUAUUUUUUUUUUUGAUUUUUACCAAUGUUUCAUAUCUCUUUUGCUUGAUUUAUUUUUCAUUUUUUUAUUUUUCAUUAUUUUCAGCCCGUUGCGAGCACAUCGAGCUCGUCGACUGCGAGGCCUACGACUCGGACGAGAUGACCUGCAUGAUCACCGCCACCGGAAUGCCCUGCUGCAUUUGCAACGGCAAGCUGAAGUCGUUGAAGGCGCGCCGACAGAAUUGGAGUCUCUGGUAG
Molecule: messenger RNA, 2065 nt
Organism: Bursaphelenchus xylophilus (pine wood nematode)
Lineage: Eukaryota; Metazoa; Nematoda; Chromadorea; Rhabditida; Aphelenchoididae
Source: the annotation of a GenBank genome assembly